Molecule: messenger RNA, 765 nt
Organism: Talaromyces amestolkiae
Lineage: Eukaryota; Fungi; Ascomycota; Eurotiomycetes; Eurotiales; Trichocomaceae
Exons: 2
Coding region: 1-765 (254 amino acids)
Source: RefSeq, a predicted model, not a curated record
AUGGAGGCUCACGUUUGGAAAACGGACGAGUGUCUACGUGCUCCCCCUGGCACUCUGGCAGGAGACUGGAAGAGCCGUGAGGCAUACGUCCAGGCACCUUGGCGAGAGUCCCCACGUAUUGUAAUGGACGAGUGUGAGAAGGUGGUAUCCGUACACGAUCGCAUGGUCAAGGAGAAUACACGCGUAUCAAUGUACACGGAUGGCAGUGGAUAUCAAGGCUUUAUCGGCAUGGGUGAUGGUGAUUCCUCAGUUGCGGCGACAAUUAACAGAGUGUAUCGGUACGGAGGACAUGUCAACGGAGUACGCGGCGGAGGCAUGUGGAAUUCGGUUCGCUUUACGCACAUUGACGAGCGAGCGCUCAUGUGGACACGAAUUAAAGGAUUCCGACGCACCACCAGUUUGCAAGCGUUAUUGGACGAGAAGAAUGCUGCAGUAGCGAUUGCUCGAUUCAUUCACGAUACAGGGAUCUUGGCUCAAUUCGUGGGCGCGGAUCUGCAGGCAAUGGAUACAACGGAGCAAGAAACAGAUAACCAGGGCACUGACUUGGGUACACAUAUGACAACGGUCCCAGGUGAUGCGAGCGCCAGGUCUGCUCACCUCUCCGUAAGGACCAAUGACGAAGCGGAUACGAGCCUUGGACCGAUGGAAAUUGAGUCAGUUGACGGGGACGAAUGUGAGGAUGAGCGCGGAGGUGUAAACGUACGAGAGAGAAUGAUUGCGCGUACGCGCCAUCGAUUUGUGGGAUUGAGCGCACAUUGGCACUAA